AUGACAAGCUACGAGGCUGAACCAAAAUUUGUGUUGAUUACUAGCAUAAAUCCUAAGGUUGUUGGAGGAGAGGCUCUUUACGUAGCUAAGGCUGAUAAGCGCAAGGUUAAGUACGAGAAGACCAUGAAAGCCUACAACAAGAAGCUGAAGGAAGGUCCAAAGGAGGGCGAGGAAUUUGACAAGUCCGUUUCUGAGGUUAGUGAAGAGGCGAAUGCGGAUAAUAGGAGUGAUGAG
Molecule: messenger RNA, 234 nt
Organism: Eruca vesicaria subsp. sativa (arugula)
Lineage: Eukaryota; Viridiplantae; Streptophyta; Magnoliopsida; Brassicales; Brassicaceae
Source: the annotation of a GenBank genome assembly